Jaminaea rosea is the source of this 1371-nucleotide messenger RNA. RefSeq names its product Rhodanese-like protein. Gene Ontology annotation, molecular function: thiosulfate-cyanide sulfurtransferase activity. Bases 1 to 1035 code for a protein of 344 amino acids. The record is from RefSeq and is a predicted model, not a curated record. Lineage: Eukaryota; Fungi; Basidiomycota; Exobasidiomycetes; Microstromatales. The transcript has 3 exons. Gene Ontology annotation, cellular component: mitochondrion. Gene Ontology annotation, biological process: transsulfuration.
AUGGUCGCCCUCAGCUCCGGCAGUAAGGCUCGUCUUCCACCUGUACCGCUGCUCCUGUCCCCUUCAGCGCUCAGCAAGCUCCUUUCUGGCCCUUCGCCUCCCAAACUCCUCGAUGCAUCUUGGCACAUGCCUAACCUCUCGCCACCGCGCUCCGGGACUCAAGAAUACCUGUCAGGUCCUCGCCUACCUGGCGCCCUUCGCUGGGAUGUGGACCAGGUAGCCACUCGCGGUCCUUCGGUACGCGGCCUCCCUCACAUGAUGCCCGACCCUCCCACCUUUGCCAGGGCCUGCACACGCAGGGGAAUCUGCAGUCAGGAAGAUCAUGUAGUCUGCUAUGACUCUACGGGACUCUUUAGCAGCCCCAGACUUGCAUUCACUUUCGUCGCUAUGGGACAUGAGCGCGUUUCAGUCCUCGACGGUGGGCUGCCCGCGUGGCGUGACGAGGGGCACGAGGUUGAAGAAGGGGAGGACCGACUUACAACCUUGCAACGUGUAUAUCCCACCCCCUCCGCAGUGACGCCCGGUUUCAUCCGCAGCUACGAAGAGGUGCGACGCACAAUCGCCGACUCAGCAACGGGACGCACCCAACUGCCCAUCCUUGACGCUCGUCCUCGCGGCCGCUACGAUGGCACUGCGCCUGAGCCUCGCGCGGGAAUGAAGAGCGGUCAUAUGCCUGGUGGUCUAUCUUUGCCAUUCAACGAGGUGGUCGAAGCCGUCAAGGGUGAAAAGGGACAGUUCACCAAGCUCAAAGACCAGGUAGCCCUCUACCGUACCCUCCACGGAGAACCACUGCUGGACUUUGAGUCACUGCGCCACGACUCUUCCUCUUCCUCUUCGGGCGGAGGGCCCACUCCGGCGGUCAUGACGACGUGCGGUAGUGGUAUGACGGCCGCCGUCCUCUGGUUGGCCUUGAGAACUCUGGGCGUUCAUGCAGCGGUAUACGAUGAGAGCUGGAUGGGUUGGGCUGGGAGGGAGGCCGAUGGAGAGGACGCACCUAUCAUUGUCACGAGGAAGCAAGAUAAGCAGGCGAUGUGAUGGAAUGAUACAACAUGAGACAAGAUACAAAAUGCGCACGAGCGCUUCGAGGAAUGUGCUGCCAGAAACGACGUCGUCAGACCUGUUCACGCUGCUGUCUCAUCCUCUUCGUCGGCGUGUGCUGCUACGCAAUAAGCUCCCGUUUCCCCGCUACCAGUUGCCUCUCUCGCAGAAGCAACAGCCACCUUACUCCCAUCAGGCGACCAACGCAGCCCGCUUGGCCUGAAGGAUGUCUGCUGCGCCUGUUCCAAUCCUACACCGAGCGGGGCAGAAGGGACUGGUACUGGAACACCUUCCAUGAUGAUUGGAUCCGAAUCCGCGGCGACGCUGUUGCCU